Messenger RNA from Lodderomyces jiufengensis, 2106 nucleotides. RefSeq names its product RNA-binding RNA processing protein. The coding region runs from base 1 to 2106 and encodes 701 amino acids. NCBI's taxonomy places the organism in Eukaryota, Fungi, Ascomycota, Pichiomycetes, Serinales, Debaryomycetaceae. Gene Ontology annotation, biological process: endonucleolytic cleavage in ITS1 to separate SSU-rRNA from 5.8S rRNA and LSU-rRNA from tricistronic rRNA transcript (SSU-rRNA, 5.8S rRNA, LSU-rRNA); ribosomal small subunit export from nucleus; endonucleolytic cleavage to generate mature 5'-end of SSU-rRNA from (SSU-rRNA, 5.8S rRNA, LSU-rRNA). The transcript has a single exon. Gene Ontology annotation, molecular function: RNA binding. The record is from RefSeq and is a predicted model, not a curated record. Gene Ontology annotation, cellular component: nucleolus; 90S preribosome; preribosome, small subunit precursor.
AUGGCUAAGACUAAAUCUAGAGGAAGAAGAGCUGAAAAGAAAGCUCAAAAACUAGAUGAACAAGAUUUCAUAGAAUUAUCGACCGACGACAUAUCCAAAUCAGAUCAAACGAAUAUACCCAAUACCUUUUUCGGAUUAGUUGAUUCAAGUGAAAUUGAUUAUUUCAAACAAGCAGAAUCAACAUUAAAUAUAAACUCCUUUGAAAAUGAUGAAGAAAGAGAUGGAUUUAUAAAUUCGGUUAUAGAAGAAGCUCAAGGUAAAGAAUUAAAAUUAGUUACAAAUCAAAUUUGUUCAAAACUAAUGGAAAGAUUAGUAUUAUUCGCUAGUACUAAACAAUUGAAACAAAUAUUCAAAAAUUUUUCUGGACAUUUCGUUUCUUUAGCUUUCCAUAAAUAUGCAUCACAUGUAUUGGAAACUUUGUUAGUGAGAGCAGCUGCCUUAAUUGAAAAAGAAAUUUUACAAACUGAUGAAGUUAAAUAUGAAGAAGAAGAUGGAGUAGUUAUAGAAGAUCGUAAUGAUUCAGAAACGAUAGAGGAAUUAUUUAUAAAAAUGACAAAUGAGUUCAAGCCUUAUUUGGUGACAAUGAUUGAUCAUCAAUACGCCUCACAUGUGCUAAGACUUUUAAUUUUAAUAUUAGCUGGAAAAGAAUUACCAUCCACAACAACUUCAAAUUCAGUGCUUAGAUCAAAAAAAUCCAAAAUCGCUAGAAAAAUGAUUGAAAUUAAAGACAAUGAAGAUUUUAAUCGAUCUUUUCAAACUCCAGAAUCGUUUAAAGUAGAAUUGCGAGAAUAUUUUCAAAUUAUAAUAAAGGAUUUAGAUACCAAAAAAGCAAGAGAAUUAGCUAUACAUAAAAUCGCGUCACCAGUAAUACAAUUAAUAAUACAAGUGGAGGGAUUAGUAGACCGUGAACGUACAAUGUGGCAUUUAAUAUUUGCAAAACAAUCGGAUGGUGAAGUAGAUGAAGAAAGAUCAUUUGUUGAAUAUCUAUUGUCAGAUCCAGUUGGUUCACAUUUCUUUGAAUCAAUUAUCAAAAAUGAUGGAGCAAGACCACAAUAUAUUGAAAGAUUAUAUAAACUUUACAUGAAAGAGAGAAUACUAAAAUUAGCUAAUAGAUCAACCACAGGAGUAUAUAUAAUUCAAGCAUUAUUAUUUAAAUUAAAACCAAUUGAAGUUGAGUACAUUUUAGACAAUAUAAUACCUGAAUUAUCAAAUUUAAUAUCAAUUUCAGAACAUCAAAAUUUAGAUUUGGCAACAAGAGUGAUAGAUGCAUCAAUAGGUAGAGGUAAUUAUUUACGAGAAGAAAUCAUUACUCAAUUGUUUAAGAAAUAUGCACCAAAUUAUGACUUCCAAAACCCAACAACUCAAGGUGACGUAUCUACCGAAUUUCUAGAAAAUGUUUUACAGUUGACAGGUUCAACUUUGGGUAAUACAAAAGAUGAUUGGCCAACGGCAGAAGAAAGAAAAAGAGCAUUAUUUUUGGAGAAAUUAAUGGAAUCAGAUUACAGAUUCGUCAUAUGUGUUUGGUUCAAUUUUAUGGCAUUACCAAUUGAAAGAUUUGUACAAAUGUGUUUCCAUGGAGUUUUCUCUCAUGUAGUUGAAAAUUCUUUGGUAGUAGAACAAAACGAGCAAAAACCAAUUCAAAUUUUAAGAAAAAGAUAUCUUAAUAUAUAUCAAGGACAAAUAGUUGCUUUAGCAUGUAAUUCAUAUGGAUCUCACAUAGUUGAUAAAUUAUGGGACUUCACAGUAUUAUUACCAAUGUAUAAAGAUAGAUUUGCAUCAGAGAUGAUGAACAAUUCACAAAAGGUAAAAGAAAGUACUUAUGGUAAAUUAGUUUGGAAAAAUUGGUCAAUGGAAUUAUUUUUAAGAAAAAAAUAUGAUUGGAAACUGUUGGUCAAAACUCAAGAACAAGAGUUUUUUGGAGGAGAUGAAAAUACAGAAAGAGUUAAAAAGCCAAUUGAAUUGAAAAUGGAAAGAUUAGCUGAAGAAAAGAAAAAACAACAAGAACAAGCUGAAAGAGCUCAAAGUGGGUAUAAUAAACGUAAAUUAGAUGAAUUAACUGGCAAUACUGACAAAAGACAAAAAUUAAGAGGAAGAAGAAGGGAAUAA